Molecule: messenger RNA, 429 nt
Organism: Chironomus riparius
Lineage: Eukaryota; Metazoa; Arthropoda; Insecta; Diptera; Chironomidae
Source: the annotation of a GenBank genome assembly
AUGCAAUUAAUUGCGUUAAAAAAGACAUGGAGCACCGUUAAAUUCAAUGAAGUUGACAUCCUUUAUGCUGUUUUCAAGGCUUACCCAGACAUCAUGGCUAAGUUCCCACAAUUCGCUGGAAAGGAUCUCGACUCAAUCAAGGACUCUGCCGCGUUUGCAACUCAUGCAACACGUAUAGUAUCAUUCUUGUCAGAAGUCAUCUCACUUGCUGGAAGUGAUGCUAACAUUCCUGCAAUCCAAAAUCUUGCUAAGGAAUUGGCAACAUCACACAAGCCACGUGGAGUCUCAAAGGAUCAAUUCACUGAAUUCCGCACUGCUCUCUUCACAUACCUUAAAGCACAUAUCAACUUCGAUGGACCAACUGAAACUGCAUGGACUCUUGCACUUGACACAACAUACGCAAUGCUUUUCUCUGCCAUGGAUUCAUAA